Nematolebias whitei (Rio pearlfish) is the source of this 4455-nucleotide messenger RNA. RefSeq names its product drosha ribonuclease III (gene drosha). The record is from RefSeq and is a predicted model, not a curated record. Gene Ontology annotation, biological process: rRNA processing; regulation of gene expression; pre-miRNA processing. NCBI's taxonomy places the organism in Eukaryota, Metazoa, Chordata, Actinopteri, Cyprinodontiformes, Rivulidae. The transcript is spliced from 32 exons. Gene Ontology annotation, cellular component: nucleus. The coding region runs from base 154 to 4161 and encodes 1335 amino acids. Gene Ontology annotation, molecular function: ribonuclease III activity; double-stranded RNA binding.
GUUCGCCUCUUCAACGUUCCGGAUACAAACGCCGGCUUCAUGUAAGCUUCAUUAAUACAGCUGCACAAAAAAAAAAAAUAACUGUAAAAUACCGGCACAGAAGAAAUACAGUACCAUAUACUGUCCACCCUUGCCUUUACAACACAAUAAGCGAUGUCUUUCCAUCAGGAUCGAGGGGGUUCAAGAGGAGGAGUUCCCCCAGGUCAUCAUGGUUCCCCUCAAAGCUACCCGCCCACCAACCUGAGGCCGCCCCAGCCUCCAGCUCCCCACUACCAUUAUGAUCCCCAGGCCAGUUUAGGUUACCAUGGAAACAGUGGCUUCAUGCCCCCACAUCCUGACUUCAUGCGGUACCCUCCUCCACCACCGUCCCAGAUGCACAAUGCCCCCAACCAGUGCCCGGUGCGCCCGCCGUUCCCAAAGCCCCUCACCCAGCAAGGCUUUCCUGACCCCCCACCCAAUUUCCCACCUCCUCCUUUACCAAGUUCAUCAACUGGUCCCACUCCAGGAGCCCAGGCUUCUGCUCAGAAUUCCUAUCUACCCUACAUGAUGCCACCUGUACCCCCACCCCCAAUACCACAUCCACCCAUGCCUCCCCCCGUCGCCUCUCAGUCAUUGAGAUACCACCCUCCAUACUCCUUGAACUACCCUCGCCCUCCCCACCCUCCAUUUCCUCCUCCCACCUUCAACCCCAGCUUCACCCAGAACCCUGGUCCCUUUCAGCCAGACCACAGUGUCAGACAUGGGGGGCCAUACUCGUACGAGAAGCCCACGAGCACCAGGCGAUCUCCAGAAAAAGGCUAUCACCGCGACGACCACAAGCACAAGGGCCACGCUUUCAGCGACAGACACAAAUCGGAGUUUCCCGGAGAGAGGAAGGAGCGUGGGAGAAGUCCUGACAGGCAGGGGAGAAGUGAGGGGGGGCGCUACAAAUCUGAGCACGACAGAGGACGGACCCCUCCCAGACACCGGAGCAGGGACCGCAGCAGGGAGCGGCACCGUCACAGAGACCGUCUGAGGUCCCAGUCGCCUGAAAGACACAGGAAGAGGCCUCGAAGCCGCUCGUCAAGCAGAGACAGGAAGCGAGGUCGGUGGGAGGAGGAGAAGGAGCGCAGGUCGGAGGGCUCCUCGGGGCCGAGCAGGGCGCGCAGCCACUCCUCCAUCAGGAGCCGCGACAACGAGGAGGCGUUCGGUGACCGGCAGCGGGACAGAGAGAAGGGCGACGAGGAGAGAGACGAGGAGGAGUUCCUGAAACCUGCCUGGAUCCGCUGCACCCACGCCGAGAGCUACUUCUCCAACGACCCCAUGGACCAAGUGGGCGACUCCACAGUCGUGGGCACCAGUAAACUACGUGACCUUUAUGGGCGAUUUGAGGAGGAGCUCGGAGGGAGACAGGAGCGAGCCAAGGAGGCGCGACCCAAAUGGGAGCCGCCCAAGACCAAACUGGACGAGGAUCCAGACGACAGCAGCAGCGAGUCAGACUGCGAGUCAGACGAGGAGGGAAGCAGCUGCUCCAGCAGCUCUGACUCCGACUCCGAGGUUUUUGAUGUCAUCGCUGAGAUCAAGAGGAAGAAAGCUCAUCCUGACCGGCUGCACGAGGAGCUGUGGUACAACGACCCGGGACAGAUGAAUGAUGGUCCUCUGUGUAAGUGCAGUGCCAAGGCCAGACGUACAGGGAUCCGCCACAGCAUCUACCCAGGAGAGGAGCCUGUGAGGUCGUGUCGUCUAAUGAGCAACAAUGCAGGAAAACUGUUCCACUACAGAAUCACUGUGUCGCCUCCCACCAACUUCCUGACGGACAGGCCGACGGUGAUUGAGUAUGACGAUCAUGAGUACCUGUUUGAAGGCUUCUCCCUUUUCUCCCACACACCUCUCACCAACAUUCCAUUGUGCCGAGUGAUCCGCUUCAACAUAGAUUACACCAUUCACUUCAUAGAGGAGAUGACACCAGAGAACUACUGUGUCCGAGGGCUGGAGCUGUUCUCCUCCUACUUGUUCCAGGAUAUUCUUGAGCUGUAUGACUGGAACCUGAAAGGUCCCGAGUCCGACGACGAGCCUUCUGGAUGCCAGCAGUUCCAUUUCAUGCCUCGAUUUGUCAGAUUCUUACCUGAUGGUGGGAAGGAGGUGCUGUCAAUGCAUCAGGUGCUGCUGUACCUGCUGCGUAGCAACAAGCCUCUGGUCCCCGAGGAGGAGAUCGCAGACAUGUUACAGUGGGAACAGCUGGACUGGCAGAAGUACGCCGAGGAGUGCAAGGGCAUGAUUGUCACCAAUCCUGGCAUGAAACCCAGCUCCGUGCGAAUCGACCAACUGGACAGGGAGCAGUUCAAUCCAGACGUCAUCACCUUCCCCAUCAUCGUUCAUUUCGGCAUCCGGCCCGCUCAGCUCAGCUACGCUGGAGACCCUCAGUAUCAGAAGCUGUGGAAGAGUUAUGUGAAACUACGUCACCUGCUGGCCAACAGCCCGAAGGUCAAGCAGAUGGACAAGCAGAAGCUGACACAGAGAGAGGAAGCUCUACAGAAGAUCCGACAGAAGAACACGAUGCGCCGUGAGGUGACAGUGGAGCUCAGCAGUCAGGGCUUCUGGAAAACCGGCAUCCGUUCUGAUGUCUGUCAGCAUGCCAUGAUGCUUCCCGUCCUUACCCACCACAUCCGAUACCACCAGUGUCUGAUGCACAUGGAUAAUCUGAUUGGCUACAUCUUCAAGGACCGCUGCCUCCUUCAGCUUGCGAUGACUCACCCCAGCCACCACCUCAACUUUGGCAUGAAUCCUGAUCACGCUCGCAACUCGCUGUCCAACUGUGGUAUCCGUCAGCCGAAGUAUGGGGACAGGAAGGUCCACCACAUGUACAUGAGAAAAAAAGGAAUCAACACGUUGAUUAACAUCAUGUCUCGUUUGGGGCAGGAUGACCCUUCUCCUUCCAGGAUCAAUCACAACGAGAGACUGGAGUUCCUCGGGGAUGCUGUUGUCGAGUUCCUCACCAGUGUCCAUCUCUAUUACCUGUUUCCCAGUUUGGAGGAGGGUGGCCUGGCAACCUACAGGACCGCCAUCGUUCAGAACCAGCACUUGGCCAUGCUCGCCAAGAAACUGGAGUUGGAUCGCUUCAUGCUCUACGCUCACGGUCCCGACCUGUGCCGGGAGUCGGACCUGCGACACGCUAUGGCCAACUGCUUCGAAGCUCUCAUUGGAGCUGUGUAUUUAGAAGGUGGUUUAGAGGAGGCUCGGCAUCUCUUUGGUAGGCUUCUGUUCAACGGUGGGGAGCUGCGGGAAGUCUGGCUCAACUACCCACCACACCCCCUGCAGGUGCAGGAACCUCAAUCAGACAGGCAGCUGAUUGAAACAUCUCCAGUUCUUCAGAAACUGACCAGUUUUGAGGAGUCCAUCGGUGUUCUGUUCACACACGUGCGCCUGUUGGCCAGAGCGUUCACCUUGAGGACUGUGGGCUUCAACCAUCUUACUCUGGGUCACAAUCAGAGGAUGGAGUUCCUGGGAGACUCUAUCAUGCAGCUUGUUGCCACCGAAUAUCUAUUCAUCCACUUCCCUGACCACCAUGAAGGACACUUAACACUUCUACGCAGCUCGUUGGUGAACAAUCGAACCCAAGCCAAAGUGGCAGAGGAGUUGGGGAUGCAGGAAUUUGCCAUAACCAAUGACAAAACCAAAAGGCCUGUUGCGCUGCGGACCAAGACUCUGGCUGACUUGUUGGAGUCUUUCAUCGCCGCUCUCUACAUUGACAAAGACCUGGAGUACGUUCACACCUUCAUGAACGUCUGCUUUUUUCCUCGGCUGAAGGAGUUCAUUUUGAACCAGGACUGGAAUGACCCCAAAUCUCAGCUGCAGCAGUGCUGUCUGACCCUGAGAACUGAGGGCAAGGAGCCCGAUAUCCCGCUGUACAAGACAUUGCAAACGGUGGGGCCCUCGCACGCUCGCACGUACACGGUGGCUGUAUAUUUCAAAGGGGAGCGAAUUGGCUGUGGCAAAGGCCCAAGCAUUCAGCAAGCAGAAAUGGGAGCUGCGAUGGAUGCCCUUGAAAAAUAUAACUUCCCACAGAUGGCUCAUCAGAAGCGCUUCAUCGAGCGGAAAUACAGGCAGGAGCUGAAGGAGAUGAGACGGGAGCGCGAGCGGCAGGAGAAGGACACCGACGAGGUGGAGGAGGGCAGGAAGUGACGGCACCUGGACCCACCGGGAGCGGCUAGUUGCAGAAGCUCAGGCAAAGAAGAGCCGCGACAGACUGACAGGGAGGUGGAGAUGGAGAUGGAUUAAAAUUAAAUGUUGCCUUUUUCACACAAGUUUGAGAUGAGGAUCAAUGACCAGUAUGGAACAAAACAGUCAGAUAACAGAAAGAGUUGUUGGUGCAGUUGUUGUUUUUACUUUGUAAUAGUGACAAAUGGCUGAUAAUAAAUCUAGAGGACGUCACAGUGCUACAAAAUCACAAAAAGGCACUUUUUUUUUUUAAAUAAG